ACAUCUCAGAGGCAGAGCCACCAUAGUAGUUUUAUGCAACUGGGAUGUGGAGAGUAGCUAUAAUAGUUUUGAACAAUUUACGCAGUUGUACUUAGAAAAGCUGUGACUGCGUUGCAAAUCUCUGUAGUUCACAUCUAUCUGCAUGUUGAGCUAAGCAGUCCAGAGGAUGAUUGGUUCUAGACGACGAGAUAACAAAGGGUGCGCGACAAUUAUAUUUUGAAUUCUUAGCCAAGAAGACUAGUGAAAAAUUACAACUGCAAAAAAGCAUAGGUAUACUCUGCUCGUAGUAGCUGUUGGCCGAUAAGCUUACUACGAUGUUCUAUGUCGCUAUCAAAUCAUGGAUACAAACUCACUUGGCUCGUUGCCUCCGUGUGUUGGGCUAUAUCAUCACAUUUGUAUUGGCUACGAAAGUACAUUUCUACUUUUCGAAUUUGUUGGGUAGGUCUGAUGACUAUGUAGAAAGGUGGGAUGGGUACGCCAUAGCUGCUCAGCCCUAUAGACUUAAUUUACUGAUCUACAUUGGAUCUGUAGUGUUUCUCACGCUGGUGAUGGCCACUUUUAUAAGUAUCGUGAUAGUGAAACACUGGAAAGAACCAGCGUACCGGGCACUAGUGCCGUCCUUUCUGCUUCACCUUGGGAUUAUUAACUUCGCAAUGCCACUGGUCGAGCUAUGCUUACAACUUAAG
This is a messenger RNA of Sphaeroforma arctica JP610, 686 nucleotides long. RefSeq lists its product as hypothetical. Lineage: Eukaryota; Ichthyosporea; Ichthyophonida. The annotation marks the transcript as partial. The transcript has a single exon. The record is from RefSeq and is a predicted model, not a curated record.